Messenger RNA from Daphnia pulicaria, 881 nucleotides. RefSeq lists its product as uncharacterized. The transcript has 9 exons. The record is from RefSeq and is a predicted model, not a curated record. NCBI's taxonomy places the organism in Eukaryota, Metazoa, Arthropoda, Branchiopoda, Diplostraca, Daphniidae. The coding region runs from base 66 to 761 and encodes 231 amino acids.
CGUCAGUAUAAAAGGAGCGCAUCUUCUUGCAAACUUUCUGUCGUUGUCCCAACACAGUUCUAGAAAUGAAGCUGAUUGUUGCUGUUGUGCUGUCCCUCGUCUAUCUCAUUUCCGCUCAUUCGGUGGAAUUACCUAACCUGUCUGGUAAUCACCUUCAAAUGGUGGAACAGGAAUCAUUAAAUCAUCUCCUCAAACUUGUUUUAGCUUUGAAAACUACCGACCAUAUUCCUAUAAAUAUUGGUGAACUAACACAUGCCCAACUGAGUAACUGCGUUUCGACUGAACAACGUCACUUAGUCAAAUUGUGUAUUUUGAAAGCAAGUUGCAUCCACAAAACUGGAGAUCCAGCGGUUUGUGGACUAAUGAACCCGGCAGCAGCACCAGUUAAUGAUGAAGCAAAUAUUUCUCCAGAAAAGAUACACGAAAUCGCUGAAUUAUUAUUCCCUAUGACGAUUGGAUGUGUUGUGGAAGGAAUAAGUCAGAUGGGAAUGGAUGGAUUUACCAACAUAACAUUUUUGAAAAAUGGGAUCAUUGAAAGGUCGACUAUGACCGGGCCUCAGAAAAUGAGUGCUUCCGCUGCAUUAGAAUCCUGCAUGGAGUCCGACUUGACGAUUCCGCAAAUUAAUGGAGUGGACGAACUCUCUAAAAUCCCAGAAAAAGCCAAUAAAAAUAACGUUGCCAUUGCAUUGAAAGCUAUGAUCUGCUCUGGCAAGUCUAUGAUGCAAAAUGGCUGCUAUGAAUCAACAGUUCCGUUCAAUUAAAGUGGCCGAAUAAUCCCAACUGACUUCUGGAAAUUGUUUGUUUGCGAUACAUUGCAUAACAUUUUUGUUCUCUGUUCCUUUUUCCGUAUGCGCUAUAAAAACAAAUAAAUUCGACACUGA